CUCUCUUUUCACAAACAUAUACACAAAAAUGGUUGAAUCAUGGAUAUCUAAUAGUUCUAUAACAGCACUUGUACUCUCAAUUGCAGCAUGCACCCUCUUCAUUUCUCCCUUCGCCGCCGCAAAUUUCAUACAAACUGUAGAAAUCACGUGGGGCGACGGCAGAGCCAACAUACUCAACAACGGAGAUCUCCUCACUCUCGCACUAGAUCAAUCCUCCGGCUCCGGCUUCCAAUCCAAGAACGAAUACCUCUUCGGCAAAAUCGACAUGCAGAUCAAACUCGUCCCCGGUAACUCCGCCGGCACCGUCACAGCCUAUUAUUUGAAAUCGCCUGGAACAACUUGGGACGAAAUAGAUUUCGAGUUCUUAGGGAAUCUAAGCGGCGAUCCAUACAUUCUUCACACGAACGUGUUCAGCCAAGGAAAAGGAGACAGGGAGCAACAAUUCUAUCUAUGGUUCGAUCCCACCCUGGAUUUCCACACUUACUCCAUCCUCUGGAAUCCUCAACGCAUAAUCUUUUCAGUCGACGGAACUCCCAUUAGGGAAUUCAAGAACGCGGAAUCUGUCGGAGUGCCGUACCUGAAGAGCCAGCCAAUGAGGAUAUAUUCAAGCUUAUGGAACGCAGACGAUUGGGCUACUAGAGGCGGGUUAGUGAAGACGGAUUGGGCAAACGCUCCGUUUAAAGCUUCGUAUAGGAAUUACAACGAUUCAACCGCCUGUGUUUGGAUGAAUUCGGAAAAGAAGUCGUCUUGCGGCGACGUGUCUUCGGGCUCCGGCGGCGGCGGAAAUGGGUGGUUGAAUGAGGAGAUGGAUACGACGGGGGAAGAGAAGCUGAGAUGGGUGCAGAAGAAUUAUAUGGUCUAUAAUUAUUGCACUGAUAUUAAGAGGUUUCCUCAAGGAAUUCCACCGGAAUGCAAAAUGCAGUAAAUUUACACUAUAUAUAUUUUUCAAGGCCAAGAUUCUCAAUUCUUUUUGUAUGUAGUUGUAAGCUUCGGCGGCUGAAAAUCUUGUAUGUUAUAUUUUGAAAAUCAUUCCCAUAAGUAAUAAA
Messenger RNA from Impatiens glandulifera, 1046 nucleotides. Its product is annotated as probable xyloglucan endotransglucosylase/hydrolase protein 23. The transcript has 2 exons. NCBI's taxonomy places the organism in Eukaryota, Viridiplantae, Streptophyta, Magnoliopsida, Ericales, Balsaminaceae. Bases 29 to 925 code for a protein of 298 amino acids. Gene Ontology annotation, cellular component: cell wall; apoplast. Gene Ontology annotation, molecular function: hydrolase activity, hydrolyzing O-glycosyl compounds; xyloglucan:xyloglucosyl transferase activity. The record is from RefSeq and is a predicted model, not a curated record. Gene Ontology annotation, biological process: xyloglucan metabolic process; cell wall biogenesis.